Molecule: messenger RNA, 1523 nt
Organism: Cephus cinctus (wheat stem sawfly)
Lineage: Eukaryota; Metazoa; Arthropoda; Insecta; Hymenoptera; Cephidae
Product: putative malate dehydrogenase 1B
Exons: 7
Coding region: 16-1488 (490 amino acids)
Biological process (GO): tricarboxylic acid cycle; oxaloacetate metabolic process; malate metabolic process
Molecular function (GO): L-malate dehydrogenase (NAD+) activity
Source: RefSeq, a predicted model, not a curated record
ACCAACUGAGAAAUAAUGUCUUCAAACAAAGUCGUAACUGUUAUCGCUGGGAUGCCAGAAGAUUUGGUAUUUGCGCAUGCAUGUUAUGUUGCUAGCAAUUUAUCGGAAAUGUUACCGAAUUUCCAUUUUCAUAAAAUCUGCAAGAAAAAAGGCUUGUGGGAGCCGUGGUUAAAUCAAAUCUGUAAGAAAUAUAAAUGGUCUCAUACAAAAUCGCCUUUGAUCUGGCGUGAGGUAGCAAUGCGACAUGGAAAUGCUACUUAUAUUGGAGGUGCCAGUGAAUUUUGGGAAUUUAUAUAUGAAUAUUACGGUAUAGAUUCGUGUUUAUCAAGGGAUGAACUUAAAGCACUCAAACUUGACAUUUUGGAAGCAUACGAAGUUGAGAAUAUGAUAGCAAGUUCCAAAAUAAAGCAGAAACGACAUUGUGUCACAAUAAUAGGAGCGGGUAGAUCGUUAUGUCCAGAUCUUGUAGCUCAAUUAGUAUUGAUAAAAGAAUUAUGGCUGCACUGUGGUGUUAUUAUAAAACUAUAUGAUGAUCCUGGUCAUUUUUUCAAAUUGAAGGAAAUUGUUAAAGAUACUUCAGCAAUUGGAGGAGGUUUAUGUGCUACAACAAUUGCACAGAGCAUGUCAAAAGCUUUAGAAGAUUCUGAUAUUGUUUUAGUAUUGGAUCAUUUGAUAAGAGAAGAUAAUGAAUCAUCAGAGAAUUGGUUGAAUCGAAAUCGCAUGGUGACAAUUAAAUUUGCAGAUGAAAUAAAUAAGGAAGCAUCUUCCGAUUUGAAAAUAAUAUUUUGCUCUACUGGCCCCACAUGUUUUUGUGCCGCUGUUCUUCUUGAGGCUGUUCCAAAAUUAAAGAAAACUAAUAUUGUGGCAGUGAGUGCACAUUACGGUCUUGAAAUUUUACAUAGCUUAACAGAUCCACUUGAUUUGCCAUUAAGAGAGUUUUAUUGUCCUCCUGUGUGGGGUUUCUUAGGUGUUAAUCAGUAUGUUGAUAUUUGGCAUAUAAUUCAGCAGCAUGAAGUGUACAAGCCCAACAAUAGGGCAUUUAAAUUUAGUACGGAUUCAAGUUUACCACUAGGUACAAAACAUACUGAAUACAGGUGGUCCUUUUAUAUGGCACAUAAUGCAAAUCCUUAUGAAAUUCUUGCCGCUCGCAAGGCAAAAGCAAGUUAUCUAGUCGGCCGUACAGAAGAUUAUCAAAAAUGCAAAGCUAUUUGUGACUUAUUACAAUUGUGGUAUGACCGUGAAAAUGACACAGGAGAUGAUAUUAUUUCUUUAGGAAUUUGUUCUGAUGGUACUUUUGAUAUACCGAAAAAUAUAUUCUUCUCUCAACCAGUUUACUUAAAAACUUUACAAGAUAAAUCUCGAAUUUGGGUACCAUGUGAAGAUUUCCCUAUGCCAAAUCAUCCUUCCUGGAUGUUCAGAGGUUUGAUAGCAACUGCUAAAACAAUUUCGCAGCGAAUGAUUUAUUCAAAAGAAUCUACUACUUUAUAAAGAAACAAUAUACAAUUUUUAUUUGGUAGCUAGUA